Fimicolochytrium jonesii is the source of this 2534-nucleotide messenger RNA. RefSeq lists its product as uncharacterized. The transcript has 11 exons. The coding region runs from base 441 to 2345 and encodes 634 amino acids. The record is from RefSeq and is a predicted model, not a curated record. Lineage: Eukaryota; Fungi; Chytridiomycota; Chytridiomycetes; Spizellomycetales; Powellomycetaceae.
CUCCGUACGGCUAAUCCGCUGCCUCUGGACUGGUUGGCCACUGGGGUCCCAGGUCAACCUUAUGAGCGAUCCUCAGACGGUACAUGCGGCGGUGGCCCUCGUCGCGCUGAGUGCAGUGCCAGCGGGAAGGGUUUUUGUGGGACCCUGACUGUAUUUAGCGGACCCUUUGGAAGCUUUGGACUCCUUGGACCCUGGGGCCUAGCCUGGACGUGACAAAAGGUAGAAAGCGCACCGGGCUGACCACGGCACGUCGUUCAAUCCAAUCCCACAGCGACCCAUCGCGACGACCGCCCCCCUGCGGUACCCUCUUUGUUUGGAAAAGGAAAAGCUGCAGCAACGACAGCAGCGACAACGGUAGGCACCAAGCGCAGCAGCUGCAGCUCCUGCAUCGCAACCCCUAGCGUCUGUAUUGCACGUCUCUACACUACCACCGUCAGUCCAUGACUGCACACAACGUCAGUGGAAAACCAGAAGCGCAGAUGUCCGACGACGGCGACAACUAUGAAGGUCGGGAGCAUAGUCAUAGUGUUUCUGGCUAUGACAGUGAAUCCAACCGCUCUGUGGACGAAAAACCAAGGUUCCCUCAGUCAAAUUUUUUCACCGCUGAAGACUUCCAAAAACUUUACGAGGACGGCAAAUUCACAAACAUGUCCUUGGUGGCGGCAUUCGAGUUGUUGGUCAACCAACCGGCGACAGACCCGAAGGCACUUUAUACUGUGGAAGCCGAGAGUCAUACGCGGGCUUUCAAUGAUGCGCUGUCCUAUCUGUACCAUUGCUAUAAGGCGGCCGGAGAUAGAGACAGGAAGAGAAGUGUUUUAGCUCUGAAACAGAGAUGGUUGGGCGCCUUUGACACGUUCUACGAAUGGUACAAAGAAGGUCAGCAGGAAGCCCUAGUGGGGGCGCGCUUUGCCAACAUCGCGGCAAAGAGUUAUGCCAACAAGCGUCGAAGGCUGGAAAAAUUCCAGACAGGCCUAACAGAGCUACCAGCAGCAAAGCGUCACAGCAAUGCUUCCUCCGUGUCGCCGCAGACGGAUGCCAGCGAUUUCAAUGCACCUGCCCUGCAAUCAUGUGAGCCUGAACCGCUGCCGACUCCAAUGCCGACGAGCUCCCAGGGUGCGAUAGGACCCGCAGUGCCAAUGGCCAUCCUGCCCACUGAAGACGUUUUGGGAGACGCUGAUUGGCUUACCAGAUACAAUAUUGUGUCUGAUGUCUCGAUUCUGAAUUUCGGUGGACUCUUUCAGCAAUAUGGCGACAAAUUUGACAAAUAUGAGGCUGAAGAGGCCAAAGUGCGCAAAGGACUCGUGAAAGCUUUCGAACGUACAAAAUUUGCUGAUCACUUAGCAACCAUAUACCCGCCUGGCAGCGGACUGUCUCCAGAUGCGGAAACUGACGAAUACACUAUCAUCACCCACGACGUUGACGAAAGAGCGACGCCAGAUCCCAAGGUUGUCGAUGAGAGGCUCCAAAAAUUAAGCGCUGCGACUGGGGACAUUGCGUCCAGAUGCAUCCACGAUAUGAUAUAUCGAAUCAAAGGCAUAUUCCUCGAUCGCUUCUAUUGGAAUUUGCUGCUCGAUCCAUCAACAUCUGAAUUCGAAUACCGCUCUUGCUUGCUAGAUCAUAUUUUCAAUGCGGCAUUUGCUGGGGAGCGGUUGCUCAAGUAUCGCAUCGAGAGGGAGAACCAAACAUUAGCUUCUGCAAGGGCUAUACAGAAUGGCCAUGAGACAGCGACUGGGGUACGCCAUGACGGUUCUCUGCUGAUUUUGUUACCACACUACGAAAUUCUGGCCGCCGUGAUUGAAGUGGUCGGUGGACCCGCCACUAAUGACGGAGCCAAAAAACGUGACGAUGCCCGCAAGAUCUUGAAAGAGCUUCAUGUCAUGGAAAAGGUUUUAACGGAACCAUCUAAGGCAAACAAACUGAUGGUGACAGGUGUUUUGAUAUACCGUGAGUAUCGCGGCGCUUGCCUUCGAGACGAACCUCGACGCAUUCCUCUCACAUUUCUGUUCAUGGCAGAGACCCACUAUUACAUUUGGGUGGGCAGAUUUGUGGAAGACAAGAUUGUUAUUCGAGAAGUGCAAAAUGGUCAGUUCCCCAGUACAGCGGAUGACUGGCAUGGAUGGGAGAAAGUCAUUACUGACGUCGUCGAGCUACGGCUACGUGCGUUAUUUCUUUCAGGGGUACUGCAACUAGCACAUACCACGAAAUCGGUUCCAACUUUCAAGAAACGUCCGGUCGUUUUGGAAGUACCCAUCACUCCAUGGAAACGAUCUUCUCGGGGUUCGUCAAUAGGAAAGAAAUCGAGGUCUAGCUCAAUAUCAUCCCGUGGAUACGACGAUUGUAGAUGAUUAUACUACGGGCAUAGGUUCGAAGGGAUGGGAUGGGAUGGAAUGGCACUGGGUUGCACACACUCUUUUCUGCAUGUGUAGAUAUUCUUUCUAUUGGUUGGCUGAUUGUAAAUAAAAAUGUUGGGUAUUCCCCCCGUAUUUGGACUCUUUCCCAUGCAUAUUUAUCAGGGUAUAACCCUAAGUUUUGAC